Molecule: messenger RNA, 2331 nt
Organism: Ostertagia ostertagi
Lineage: Eukaryota; Metazoa; Nematoda; Chromadorea; Rhabditida; Trichostrongylidae
Source: the annotation of a GenBank genome assembly
AUGGCAACAUCUUCGGAUAGCGUCAAGUUCCUGCAACUUCGCAACGGUGAUCGCAUUAAUGUAAAUUCGUUCUGUAACAUUACUCACGCUGAUGACUCAAAACUCCCUUCGGAUCAGAAAGCUACCGCCGUUCUCCAGGCAUAUAGAGAGCAUUUCAAAGCUGGAGACAUAUCCGUUCCCGCUGCGGAAUACAAGGCUGUGGAUUCUCAUGUGACUGCCUUGCCCCCUCGAAAACGCCCUGAGCAACUGAUAAAGUUUGUCGAAAAAACUAAGUCCGACUUUGAUCGAAUGGUGGAGUAUGACUGUGACGAAGAGGAUUACCUUUGGAUAAAAAAUAUAAACAAGGAGCGGAAGAAAAAUAAAGCCAGUAUUUUGUUGCCCGAGCAAAUGGAGCAGGUGAUGGACAGACUAGAGAAAGAGAGUCACUUUGAGGUCAAAGGGACGCCAUCAUCAAUUAUGCCCGGCUCUUCCAUGGAUGGCGAUGACGUUUGUUGCGUUUGCGGCGAUGGCGAUGUGAAUAACGUCAACCAAAUAAUCUACUGUGAUAUGUGUAAUAUUGCUGUUCAUCAAGAUUGUUAUGGUGUGCCAUACAUUCCCGAGGGACAAUGGCUGUGCCGCAGGUGCAAACUCUCUCCUUCUGCGCAGGUGGAGUGUUGCUUGUGCCCGAAUACAAGCGGUGCAUUCAAACAGACAAGCGACGGAAGAUGGGCACAUGUCAUUUGUGCUAUAUGGCUUAAUGAGGUCCAUUUCGGGAAUCUUGUGUUUCUGGAGCCAAUUGAAGGAGUUGACGCAUCUCUCGAACGUAGAUGCAAGUUAAAAUGUUUGGUAUGCAGGAAGAAGAUGGGGGCAUGUCUGCAGUGCUCAACAAGGAGUUGUCUUAAGGCUUUUCAUGUCACUUGCGCUCAGCAGUCUGGUAUGACUAUGAAAAUUGAGAGCAGCCUUGACCCCAAUAAUGCUGAAAUGAUGGAUGUGCAGCGCUUCGUCUACUGUCACUUGCAUGCUGAUGAUGACGAAAGUGAUCCAGCUGCCCGUAAAAAGCGAAUGGACGAAGCGAUUCGGCGAGCUCGAAGAAGUAUGGCUGCAAAAACUUGUAAAUCUCCUAGUGUGAACAUGCCAACACUAUCUGUCGAGUCGCUAGAAAGUAUAAAAGCUUUAGCCGGUUUUGACAUUGAAGAUAUAGUGCAGUACUGGUAUCUCAAGAGGAAAAGCCGCUGCGGUGUUCCUCUCAUAAGGAGGUUACAGUUGAACCAGAAAGUAUCUCGAUCUUCAAAUUUCCCUGCUUCUGAACUCGCACAAGAAGAUCAAAGAAUUUAUGAACAGUUCAUGAUGAAACGACGAAAAGUGUCUUCGAUGCUGAUGUCGGCAUUGCUUAAGCCCUUGCCUGUGGUAUUGGAGGAGCUUAUUGAUCGCCUAUCCGAAAAGGAUAAAGAAAAGGUUUUUACUUCUCCGGUUACCGUGGAAGGCUAUCGUGAUUUCAUAAAGCAUCCAAUGGACAUCUCCACGAUGAGGAAAAAACUGGAGAAGGGGAAGUAUGAUUCCAUAGGAGCAUUACGGACUGACGUGCUUCUGAUGACCGACAAUUGUGAAAAGUUCAAUCUGGAGAAUCCUUACUUUUUGCACUACGGUCGGAAAUUCCGUAAACUUGCACUGGCGCUUCUGGAUAAGGAAGAAGAAAGGGAACGUUCUUUAGAAAAGUUGCUAUCGAAUGAAUCGGAGCAGUCUUUCCUGAAGGAGGUGUCGCGCGUGGGCCUAUACGAUGUUUUGGAGGCAGAAGUCAUAAAGGAUGAAAGUGAGCAGGAAUCAGACACAGAGAAGAUUCAAAGGAACAAUAGACCUCGAGCUGUGAAGGACGCCUCUGCUCUCACUACUGAAACAAAGCAUGCUGUUGGUGGUUUGGGGUUAGGAUCAUUCAUGAUCGCAAAGGAAUCAAACGGGGAUCUGUUUAACGUCAACGGUGCUUUACGAGAUUCUCAAUCCUUGAAUGGUGUUUGUGAAAAUCCGAAAUUUAGUGUCAGCGAUGACAAUGCAGCAAUUGCAAGCAAAAAGCAGUGUGGUGGUGAUGAAUUCAUUGUUACAGUCAAAAGUCCCUUCCGUCAAUCGCCUAUCACGAAGUUCCUGUCAUCCACUUCUACUACUGGGAGACGGUCAACUUUACGGCAGCAUGCUGCUGCUCCUUUGAUGGCUUUUCGUGACAACUCUGUGAAAAGUCCGUUGACGGCUGACAUUCCUUCUUCUGAAUCAUCCGCUGAGGAAGAAGACGGCAGAGCGAAUCGUCGUAGAGCUCGACUCGGCGAACAUGCCAAACUAGACAUAGAGUCCGUUGACGGCUGA